GAAAAAAGUUGCCAAAUCAAAAUUGUCACCGAGCCGAAGUCCGUUGAGCCCAAGGUCAGCACCAAGGAGGCGCAGUGCCAGUCAUCGGACUGCGAGACUUCCCAGCAGGAGCCGGUCUCGCAAGUAAGCAGCCCGAAGGGCGCCCGUGUGGGGAUCUUCAAUGCCGAGUACUUCUUGUCGCGUGCUCAGAUGAACGAUAAAAUCAACAACAUCUUGCGCUCGCCCACCAAGCCGCACAACGGGGUGCGCCAGCGCUCCGUCUACACCAACAACCCAUUGCCGCAAGCAAGCUUGCGUGUCGGCAUGACUGGGGGGCAGCUGUCCCAACGCAUGAGCAACAUCUCGCUGUCCUCCGGCACGGACUCCGUGGGCCACAUGGAUCGCGGCAGCAGCUCCAGUCUCGCUAGCAGCGCCACCGUUGGCACCAACACCAUCACCAGCGGAAUUUCCAAGGAGUGCGCCAAUUACCCCGUCGGCAGUCAUUCGGCCCGUCCAUACGUCCAACUGCCGGGCAUACACAUUUCCAACCCUCCCAGGGGGGCCAGGGAAUAUGCAGGAAAUAGACGCUGGCAAAAUGGCGCACAACGGCAAGGCACUCACAGGGCGCUACAAUGCCACGCCCACCUAUGGCUUCGACAGCGAGCAGAACUACUGCCUGUUGCCGUCUCCAAUGCCCCCUCCACCAUACGCCUUGGCACGCGUGAGCAGCACACGCAACUUCGAGCUCGAGAACCACACACCGCCGGCAUGUCCCGGCUCUGGACCCAUUGCCAUGACGAACGGCACCAUCCAGUUGCGCCUCCGCGAUGGCGUGCGCAUUGACAUGACUCUGGACAAGGCGGUGCGCGUGCUCAAUCAGCGCAGCAUGGUGGCAGUUGCUCUAUCACGCAACUGCAGCAACUUGGCUUU
Molecule: messenger RNA, 909 nt
Organism: Drosophila miranda
Lineage: Eukaryota; Metazoa; Arthropoda; Insecta; Diptera; Drosophilidae
Exons: 4
Coding region: 190-822 (210 amino acids)
Source: RefSeq, a predicted model, not a curated record